AUGGCUCGGCCAGGCGUCAGCAUUCGCGCGCAGAUGCGGAGAUGUGGAGAGCUAGCUCGGCCGGACGCUGUUGAUACCGCUGCUCCAUUUGCGUGUAUGGAGCGCGUGCGUGUGAUGGCGCUGACCUUGUGCCUGCCUUGUGUUGCAGGGGUGCAAGAGACACACCGCGCGGGCCGCAUCGCGUCGCUCAUCGGCGUGGAGGGCGGCCACUCCCUCGGCAACUCGCUGGCCGUGCUGCGCACCUUCUACAGCCUGGGCGCGCGCUACAUGACCGUCACGCACACCUGCGACACCGCCUGGGCCGACUGCUCCGUGCCCGCCAAGGAGAGCGACGCGCCGCCCACGAUGCCGGCCACGGAGGCCACCUCCCCGGGCGACGCCGCCAUCUCCCUGGGCCCCGGCCACUCGACGACGGCGCUGCCGGCGCCGCUGCCCUACACGGAGCCCCCCGAGCGCCGCACGGGCUUAACCGAAUUCGGCAAGUUUCCUAACACUCAACUAAAGCAGCACCCAGAACGUACAAUAGAAUUAGGCUCAUCUCUGUCAUUUGCCAACUACUUCACUUAA
Gryllus bimaculatus (two-spotted cricket) is the source of this 567-nucleotide messenger RNA. The record is from the annotation of a GenBank genome assembly. Lineage: Eukaryota; Metazoa; Arthropoda; Insecta; Orthoptera; Gryllidae.